AUGAAGAAAUUUUUUAAUUGGUGUAGCUUUUUCAUUAUUGGAACAACAAUACCCUUAGUCUUAUCAACAAUGAGCUUGUGUUAUGUAAACAUAGAAAAGGAAAGCAAAAAAAUUCAUUCUUAUAAUAAUGAAUAUCGAAAAAAGCAAAGAGAAAAUAUGAACAUUGAACAAAGAAAAUAUGAAAAUAAAUAA
This is a messenger RNA of Plasmodium berghei ANKA, 192 nucleotides long. RefSeq names its product conserved Plasmodium protein, unknown function. Bases 1 to 192 code for a protein of 63 amino acids. The transcript has 2 exons. NCBI's taxonomy places the organism in Eukaryota, Apicomplexa, Aconoidasida, Haemosporida, Plasmodiidae. The record is from RefSeq and is a predicted model, not a curated record.